Sphaerodactylus townsendi is the source of this 2521-nucleotide messenger RNA. RefSeq names its product SWI/SNF related, matrix associated, actin dependent regulator of chromatin, subfamily d, member 2 (gene SMARCD2). Gene Ontology annotation, biological process: regulation of transcription by RNA polymerase II. The record is from RefSeq and is a predicted model, not a curated record. Gene Ontology annotation, cellular component: nucleus; SWI/SNF complex. Lineage: Eukaryota; Metazoa; Chordata; Lepidosauria; Squamata; Sphaerodactylidae. The coding region runs from base 78 to 1616 and encodes 512 amino acids. The transcript is spliced from 13 exons.
UCGGCGCUUCCUCCUUCGCCUGAGUCGGGCGUGCGGGAGGCUCCUCAGGCGGCCUCUUCGUCCGUCUCCUGUCCUCAAUGGCUGCCCGCGGCGGCGGCUUCUCCCUCACGCCGCCCCCCUCGGGGGUCCCGCCGCCCGCCGCCCUCCUCCCCGGGGUGGCCGCCGCAGCCUCCUCUCUGCCUCCCGGGCCGGGCGGCGGGCUGUUGCGGGGGCUCAGCCCGGCCGGGGCCGCCCCGUACCGGCCCAUGGUGCCCGCCGCGCAGUUCCAGCGUCCUGGCAUGUUGCCUGGUGGCCGAAUGCCCAUGGCUGGGAUGUUGCUGGGGUCUGCCUCUGGACCUCCUUAUGGAACAGCUUCUCCAAUGAGACCUGGAAUGCCACAGUCCAUGAUGGAUCCCUUCCGGAAGCGCCUUCUUCCACCGCAGGCCCAGCUGCCCCCGAUGCUAUCCCAAAGGCGAGGGCUGAAACGGAGGAAGAUGGCAGACAAGGUCCUACCACAGCGGAUUCGUGAGCUUGUCCCAGAGUCACAGGCCUAUAUGGAUUUGCUGGCCUUUGAACGCAAGCUGGACCAAACUAUCGCCCGCAAAAGGAUGGAAAUCCAGGAGGCAAUCAAGAAACCUUUGACGCAAAAGCGAAAGCUGCGCAUUUACAUCUCCAAUACCUUUACUCCUGGCAAGGAGGACUCUGAAGGUGGUGAACGGAUCGCCUCGUGGGAACUUCGUGUGGAGGGCAAACUCUUAGAUGAUCCAAGUAAGCAGAAGAGAAAAUUCUCCUCCUUUUUCAAAAGCCUGGUGAUCGAGCUGGACAAAGAACUGUAUGGACCAGACAACCACCUGGUGGAGUGGCACCGGAUGGCCACGACUCAAGAGACAGAUGGCUUUCAGGUCAAGCGCCCGGGUGACGUCAAUGUGAAAUGCACUCUGCUGCUCAUGCUGGACCACCAGCCCCCCCAGUACAAGCUGGACCCCCGUCUGGCUCGCCUGCUGGGCGUUCACACCCAGACUCGUGCCAGCAUCAUGCAGGCCCUCUGGCUCUACAUCAAACAUAACAAGCUUCAGGACAGCCACGAGAAGGAAUACAUCAACUGCAACCGCUACUUCCGCCAGAUCUUCAACUGCAUCCGCAUGCGAUUUUCUGAGAUCCCUAUGAAGCUGGCGGGGCUGCUGCAACACCCAGAUCCCAUUGUCAUCAACCAUGUCAUCAGUGUGGAUCCCAAUGAUCAGAAGAAAACUGCUUGCUAUGACAUUGAUGUGGAAGUGGAUGAUCCCUUGAAGGCCCAGAUGAGCAACUUCUUGGCCUCCACCACCAACCAGCAGGAAAUUGCCUCCUUGGAUUCCAAGAUUCAUGAAACCAUUGAGUCCAUCAACCAGCUGAAGACACAGCGAGAUUUCAUGCUGAGUUUCAGCAACAGCCCCCAGGAUUUUAUCCAGGAAUGGAUCAGAUCUCAACAGAGGGACUUGAAGAUUAUUACAGAAGUGGUUGGGAACCCUGAAGAGGAGAGACGCGCUGAGUUCUACCAGCAACCCUGGAUGCAGGAGGCUGUUGGGAGACACAUAUUUGCCAAGGUUCAGCAGCGCAGACAAGAACUGGAACAAGUGCUCGGUGUCCGUCUUACUUAGUGCUCUCGCCUCCAACUCUCCUGCACUUGUGGUACUUCGAAUGGGACAGAUGCUUAUCUGGAAUCUUCUGUCCCAACUGGGACUUGGAGGAACUCUGCUAGCUGCCUGUUGCUCUUUGAGCCUUUUUUUAAAAAGGGAGGUUGAAGGGUGGAUUACUCACUAACCUUCUGGAAAUAUAUAAGGCGUAAAGCCUCUUUUUUACAGAAGGCAGCGAGCUCCCCUCUCACCUGACCCCUGCCCUCCCUCUGUGCUUUGUCUCUGGGACACUAGGAAUUUUUGUUUGUUACCUUCUACCUCUUAGCUAAGUCUCAGCAGCCUCCCUUGUAUCAGAGGUGGGCUGUUGCUGCUGCUCACCUUUAACCAAAGCUUUGUCCAUUCCAAACAGCCAGCCUGGCUGGCAUUUAGUCUUUGCACUAUCUCUCUUUUGGGGGAGCAGGUUUUCUCUUAUUAUAAUUUUGCGGGGGGUUUUUUGUACAGAGGAAGAGUUAUCAAAUGUGCUGUGUUUUGUCCCCUCCAGUUUAAGACAUCUGGUGUUGUGCGGAAGGGGUUUGCUCAGGCCUUUGCGUUCCUGUUUUGACAAUCAGUUGCUGUUCCUUGGGGCUCCGAUGUGUUUGAGUUGUUUUAGAAGGUGGGUGGGGGGGAAUCAGGUUUUUCUCUGCAGCCUCACUUAGCACUGCAGGAAACAUGCAAGGAGAGACAGGGGUGACAGCCUUCUUGGUCUUCUCAAGUGCCUUUGCUCCUCACCCCUCAGCACUUAACCUGGAAGAUGCUGUUUGUGGUCCUCACCUUGAGAUGUACAGCUGGCCAAGUGGGCAUGGGUGGAAUGUUCUCGUUACGAGUGAAAAUGUUUUGAUCAAUUUCUAUGUUGAAUGUUUUCUAAUAAAAAAAACCACUCUCAAUCAACA